Molecule: messenger RNA, 644 nt
Organism: Ficedula albicollis (Collared flycatcher)
Lineage: Eukaryota; Metazoa; Chordata; Aves; Passeriformes; Muscicapidae
Product: delta(14)-sterol reductase-like
Exons: 3
Coding region: 1-387 (128 amino acids)
Biological process (GO): sterol biosynthetic process
Cellular component (GO): nuclear inner membrane; endoplasmic reticulum membrane
Molecular function (GO): oxidoreductase activity, acting on the CH-CH group of donors, NAD or NADP as acceptor
Source: RefSeq, a predicted model, not a curated record
AUGGAGCCCCCCCGAGCCCCUCCUCUCCCCGAGCUGGAAUUUGGGGGGCCCUGGGGAUUUGGGGGGUGUCAGCAAGGAGCUCUGGGGGGUCUUGGGCCAGUUUGGGGGGCCCUGACAUCCCCCUCCCCUUCCCCCCUAGCCCUGGGGCUGUGGAUCUUCCACGGCGCCACCACCCAGAGGAGCCUCUUCAGCCGAGACCCUCGAGACCCCCGAGUGGCUGGUCUCCCCACAGUCCCCACGGCCACGGGGCAGGUGCUGCUGGCAGGGGGCUGGUGGGGGCUCGUGCGCCGCCCCGAUGACCUCGGGGAGCUGCUGAUGGCAUUGGGCUGGACUCUUCCCUGCGGUGAGACCCCCUUUCACACCCCUCCAUUGCUGGGGCCCCCCUAAAGCCCUUCUGAGCCCUCCUAGACACGUGUUACCCUGUCCAGACACCUGAGUGACCCAAAACCCCUGCAGACACCUGGGUGUUCCCUGACCCCCCACCAAAACACCCUCUCCCUCUCCCCCGUCCCCCUGUGACAUUUGGGCCACCCCUGGAUCUCCCUGACCCCCUUCCCAAAUGCUGGCCUUCUGUCCCUGCCCCACCAGGCCCUUGCUGGAUGUCUCCCCAAAAUCCUGGCUCCUUCCUUCCCUCCUCCCCAACA